UCUCCUAUCCCCACUACCCCUCUCUGUGGAAGCAGGAGCUGCAACAACCCCUCUGAACCAGCCGGGAUCCCAGGCUGCAAGCUUCUCUGCAGCAGUGUCCAGGGGUGGACUCUGGUACUGAGAGCUUUCUCACCGCAAUGCUAUGCCAGGCACUAGUCUCCAUCCCUUUGAGCUGGGGCCAGGGGCAGACACUGGGAGAGGGAGACUGCCUGGCACAUAUCCAGCCUCCACCAGCAGGAGCAGGGACCAGAGGAGCCAGUGUGGCCAGGAUGGGGAUCAGAGAAUUGAGAGGAGCAGCCUUCAGCAUUCAGCCUGCUAGAGCGCGGCCCGGAGCAGAGGGAAGGCGCGCUGGCCCCGCGGGCUCCGAUGCACCUGUAGCCGCCCCCUGGCAGCGGGGCCCCCUGGGGCCGGUCAGUGCCCGGCCUGAUCCGCGCAGGUGGGGCCCGAUCCUUGGAUUUACCUCCCCACGGACUGCGGAGCGGGGUUCCUGCGCUGCCUUCGGCGGGCUCCCAGGGCCGAAGGGUCCGUGCCCCGCAUCCCGCCAGCCCAGCGCUCGGAGCUACCAUGCGAGUGCCCCGGACUGCGGGCGCUGCCGGAGGUAG
Molecule: messenger RNA, 602 nt
Organism: Dermochelys coriacea (leatherback sea turtle)
Lineage: Eukaryota; Metazoa; Chordata; Testudines; Dermochelyidae
Product: collagen alpha-1(I) chain-like
Exons: 2
Coding region: 138-602 (154 amino acids)
Source: RefSeq, a predicted model, not a curated record